AUGACGUCGGAGCUGGAAAGUAGCCUGACCUCCAUGGAUUGGCUCCCUCAACUCACCAUGCAGGCAGCCAUCCGCAAGGCCGACGGCCAGCACGGCCACGGGCCAGGCAUAGGCAAGAAGAGUGCCCUGCUGGAUCCCAACACCACUCUGGACCAGGAGGAAGUACAGCAGCACAAAGACGGCAAGCCGCCGUACAGCUACGCCAGCCUCAUCACGUUCGCCAUCAACAGUUCGCCAAAGAAGAAGAUGACACUGAGCGAGAUCUACCAGUGGAUCUGUGAUAACUUUCCCUACUACAGAGAGGCGGGAAGUGGCUGGAAGAACUCGAUACGGCACAAUCUGUCAUUGAACAAGUGUUUUCUCAAAGUGCCUCGCUCCAAAGAUGACCCGGGAAAGGGCUCUUACUGGGCCAUUGACACCAACCCAAAGGAGGACGCCUUGCCAACGCGACCCAAGAAGAGGCCGCGGUCUGGAGAACGGGCUUCUACGCCGUACAGCCUGGAGUCAGAGUCUUUGGGGAUGGAGUGUAUGAUCUCUGGAAGUGCCUCUCCAACGCUGGCAAUCAACACUGUGACUAACAAGGUGGCGCUCUACAACACGGACCAGGAAGGGAGCGACAGUCCGAGAAGCAGCCUUAACAACAGCCUGUCCGAUCAGAGCCUGGCCUCCGUCAAUCUCAACAGUGUGGGCAGCGUGCACAGCUACACGCCGGUGACCAGUCACCCCGAACCCGUGUCCCAGUCUCUGAGCCUCCAGCAGCCCCAGUCCCAGUACAACAUGCCCGACAGGGACAAGCAGCUCAUGUUCUCUGAAUUUGAAGAUCUCAGUGCCUCCUUCCGCAGCCUUUACAAGUCCGUCUUUGAGCAGUCCUUCAGCCAACAAGGUUUGAUGGGAAUCCCAUCAGACGCGUCGCAGCAGACCCACACAUCCUGCUCCUAUCAGCACUCUCCCGGAGGUGCCAUCAACACGCAGAAUAACCUGUCCAACAACCAGCCCAACAGCCACUCCAACAACAGCGGCCAGGUGCCCCUCUCCCACCCGGCCCAAGCCCACCCCGGACACGGCUCCCCGCACGCGCAGCACCUCCCACCGCAUGCCGGCUCCCACAACCAGCACCCGCAGCACGGCCCCCACCCGCAGCACGGACAGCACCCGCAGCAACACCCGCAGCAGCACCCUCAGCAACACCCGCAGCAGCACCCUCAGCAGCACACGCCGCAUCCCGCCCAACACGCGCAACACGGCCAACACCCGCAACAGCAUCAGAGCCUCUCCCACCAGCCGCAUCCCGCCCAGCAGCAGAUGGGCUGCAAUCCAGGUUUACUUUCUGACUGGUACCCUAAUCUGGACGCACUGAAAGAAAGCUGCCGCAUUGCCAGCAGUUAUAACUGGGCAGAUGUGGACCUGUCACCUUUCCAAGGAUUACGAGAGAGUAUGAGACAGGCAGAGUUGAACAACUGGUCGCUGGAGCCUACGCAGAUCGCCGACCUGUGCUCGUCCAUCAAUCAGUUCUUCGCCCGCACCGGCGUCAUCCAGCCACAGGGAACGGUGCCGCCGGCCGUCUGCCACGCGGCCAUGCACCCAAACAAACCCAGCCAGCACCUCGGCACAGGAAAUCUCUACAUGGACUCCAGACAGAGCAUGUCCAUGAUGGGCCCCCCGGGGUAUCCUCACAUGCCCCCGAUGAGCAGCGCUGGCCCCGCUAUGACUGGACACCACGCUCAGAUGAACCAGCAGCACAUGAUGCCCAACAGAAACUUCCAGAUGCAUCGCAUGGCGGCUGAUGACAUCCAGGAUGAUUUCGACUGGGACUCCAUUGUGUAG
Molecule: messenger RNA, 1824 nt
Organism: Nerophis lumbriciformis (worm pipefish)
Lineage: Eukaryota; Metazoa; Chordata; Actinopteri; Syngnathiformes; Syngnathidae
Source: RefSeq, a predicted model, not a curated record